Messenger RNA from Megalopta genalis, 5585 nucleotides. RefSeq names its product Serine-arginine repetitive matrix 2/3/4 (gene Srrm234). Lineage: Eukaryota; Metazoa; Arthropoda; Insecta; Hymenoptera; Halictidae. Gene Ontology annotation, cellular component: nucleus. The record is from RefSeq and is a predicted model, not a curated record.
CGCUUAAUGCCCGACUAAUUACUCUAGGGUUAAUUAUUCAGCCCCGGAGAUUGCCCGGAGUUCCCCUGAACGCCCCCUCCAGCCGACGACAAAUUGGAUGCCGAACGAAACGAACGUUUAUCGGCCACCGAUAUCGGGAAAAUCACCGCGAUUCAUGAAAAGAGAACUUUGAGGAUCUCGGGAGCCAGGGACCUAGAGACUGGAACGUCGAAGUGGAUCGACGCUUUGAGCGAUAAAGAGGAGAGGAGCUUGCGGGAGAAUUGAUCGUUGGAAGAUUGGAGAUCUUUUAGGCGCAAGUGAUACUUUGGAGACAGAAGGAGGGAAGAGUCUUUUGUAACCGGAAGUUGAGGAACGAGGAUUCGUCUUUUUUACUCGGAGGCAUUUUGUAAAAAUUCAUUGGGCGCGAAGCUGCAAGGGAAACAUUUGUCGAAACUAAGUCGAUGAUUCAAGUACGUUAAGUACCUUGAAGAAGGGGAAACUCUUUCAACCCCCGGAAGUCGAAGACUCGCGAGGAAGGGUCGUCAUCGAACAACCGGUUCGAUCGGUGAAAUACGAGUUGUGUAUAAGAGAAUCGAAUUAAAUAGUACCGAGAGAAGAAGGAAGGAAGAGCGAUUUACGAUCGGAAGUUGAAGAACAAAGGAAUGACCAUGUCCGUGACGGUGCCAACUCCGCUGAAACCGGCGCGUGGACGCGGUCCGGCCGACGGUCGCGCAUUUUUCGAAACGCUAUGGCGGGGAAACUUUUUCCUGGACCGGCAGAAGGUCAUGAAACGGUCACGGAAACGCAAAUUGCAAGCGGCGAACGGAAAGAAACGUGCACAGCUGCAGAUGCGACAGCACUGUUGCUGUUGCCAGCGCAUACAACUUCACCUGCUCGCCGGACGGCGAAGCAAUAUGCGCUCCGUUGUUAGUGUUCGCGAGACACAUCAGAUUGCCGAGGCGCAGCAAGAGAAAAAUGCAAAGCUACGAGAAGCAUUCGGUAUAUCGGAGUUCUUCGUGGAGGGAAGUAGCCUAGAUCCGGAGAGACACGCGCGCGAGGCUGAAGCGAGAGCUGCUGCUAGCAAAGUGUACGAAUUGGUGAGAACGCCAAGCCCGGCGCCGGAUACCACGUCUGCCCCAGAAAAGAAGAAAAGAAAACGAUCCGGUAGCACUAGCAAGAAGAAAAAAGGGAAGAAGCACAAGAAGGAAAGGUCGGAAUCUCCUAAGGCUAGCAAGAAAAAAGAAAAGUCGAAGAAGAAGAAAAAGGAGAAAAAGCACAAGAAGGCUGAGGCUAGUUCCUCUGAUAGCGAAUCCAGUGAUGCGUCGGAUGAUAGCAGUUCCUCAGAAACUGAGUCAAAGAAGAAAAAGAAAAAGAAGAAGAAAAAGUCCAAAGCUGAGGCAAAAGAAAAGCAUGAGAAGAAAAAAGCAGCUGUCAAGAGGAAGCAUCAGUCAUCUGAGAGCUCGUCCGACAGCUCCCCAGAGAGACCCAAAAAGUCUAUGAAACAUGAUAAAGCCGUAGAAAAAGCAAAGAACGACGAGCCAGAAACUACGGCCAAAGAGCUACGAUCAAACCGAUCGCCGAAGAAACAAGAAAGGGGUCGAAACGAGACUCCGCCUCCAAAAAAGAAAGAUUCUCCCGUUAAAAAAACAGCUCCUGAGAAGAAGGAGAAGUCACCGGUUGCACACAAAAGCCCACCGCCAAGGCGUCACAGAUCACCGUCGAGGAGCAGAGUCGAUAGAGGAAGGUCUCCUAGACGGUAUUCAAGGUCACGGCGAGUGAGUCCCUCGCCUAGAAGGAGGAGAGUGUCGAGGUCACCUAGGAGAUACAACAGAUACUCGGUAUCCAGAAGCAGAAGUCGAUCGAGGUACGAUCGCUAUGGAUCUCGGCGCAGACCGUCACCUCUUCCUAGGCGUAGGAGGUCCGACUCCAGAAGAAGGUCAAGAUCUCCCAGAAGACAGAGGGACAGACGAGAAAGAUCUAGAGAGCGCCGCAGGAGCCGUAGCAGGACCAGAAGCAAGUCCAGGCGAUCUACUCUGAGCUACUCCCCUGUAAGAAAGAACCCCGAACGAUACAAGCAUAUCCUGGAAGACAAAAAGAAGCGAGAUCCGAAGAAGAACCAUGACAACAAGCGUAAAUCUCGGUCGAUCUCCAAAACCAGAAAGAUCAGAACUGUAACGCCCAGGGUAAGGCUCCGCUCCUCCAGCGAAGAUGAAACCGACAUGGCGGACGAAGAGCCGAAACCGGAAGAUGAAGAACGGUUGAAGGAAUUGCACACUCUGAAGCGUCUGCAGAGUGGGCUGGCAGCUAAGGCCAGGGAGUCCAUCGGGAAAAAAGUUAUAAGCCCUGUGAAGAUAAAGAUAGAGAAGAAAGAGGACAGCGUACUCGAUAUUGCUUUACCGAUCGAUCCACCGAAAAUGAUACAGAACAUUGUUGGUCCCAUGCAGGAGAAAUCUAAGUCAAAGUCGCCGAUAUCGCAUCUACCUGCCAUCCAAUCGCCGGUGUCCAGCAGAUCACCUUCGCCGGCAUUACCGCUCACACGGGAGGAGGCAGCUAUAAAGAUACGAUCUCCUAGCGAGUCUCCUCCUCCGUUGCCCCAAACAUUGAACAAGAUAAACUCUACCUCGCCGAGUCUAGCUACCAAGACAAACCAUCGUCCUAAGUCUCCGAUCGUUGUGAAAAAAACCUCCCCAAUCUUAUUGAGGAAGAACUCGUCGGAAAGCAAAUCGUCUUCGCAUUCGCCACCGGUCUCUCAGAAAGAAGCUCCCAUAAAGCUGCGUUCUCCUAGCGAGUCUCCGCCUCCGAUACCAGCUAACACGACCAAGGCGAAACGGCCAGAUUCUCCGACCGCUUCGAAGAAGAACUCACCAAUUUCCAGGAAGCACUCUCCAAGAGACAAAUCCUACUCCAGAUCACGUUCCAGAUCCUACACGAGAUCAGUAUCCCCGGAGAAACGGUCUUCCAGAUCUCCCAGAUGCCGAUCAAGGUCGCCCUCGAGGGACAAAAAGUCGCGUUCUUUGUCAAGAAGCAAGAAGUCACCUACUCCUAGACAUAGGUCACCCACGUCUCCAUCAAAGUCCAAGAAGUCACCUAAGUCUCCAGCCAGGACGAAGAGGGUGACCAGAUCACGAUCUUCCUCGGAGUCAAAACACUCUGCAUCCAGGUCGCCUUCGCACUCCAAGAAGUCUCCCUCCCACUCGCCGGAGAAGUCCAGGUCCAGGAGCAGGACAAGGUCGUUGUCGAAGAGGUCCAGAAGCCGUUCUUUAUCGAAGAAGUCGAGGAGCAGGUCGCUGUCCAAGAAAUCACGGAGCAGAUCGCUGUCGAAGAAGUCCAGGAGUAGAUCCUUGUCGAAGAAGUCGAGGAGCAGAUCAAGGUCAUUGUCCAGGAUAUCGCGUGACAAAGAGAAAAGAAGUCGCAGCAGGAGCAGUUCGCGUUCUUCUUUAAGUUCAAGACACAGUCGUAGGAGUUUUUCUAGUUCAUCAAGAUCAUCCAGCAGCGUCUCCAGCAGAUCCUCCCGUUCGACAUCUAGUUCUUCAGCUUCCAGCCGAUCUCGAUCCCCGUCUAUACCGCGACGCCAUGGUUCUCCAAGUUUCCUAGACAGGCGUCGAAUCACGAGUGCCAGGAAGCGACCAAUUCCAUAUCACCGACCUACUCCGACACCACCUUCUUCACCGAGUAGCUCAGAUAGCAGCAGACAUAGUAAUUGGUCAAGUCCGAGUCACCGAUCAAGUUGUUCCCCGAGUCGGAGUCCAUCGUACACGCGUUGAAUCGACUUGCAGCGAAUCCUUAAAAGACAUUCGACGUUCCUCUCACGUGUCAGAUUUGGAAUGGUGCGGUUCACCAAAGAUUCUCUGAUGCUUUUUCUAACAGUUCUGCUGCAUUGCGCCGUGUCAUGUCCAUGAAUUAAUACUGUUCACCUACGGUAGGAAGCAUGAUUUUAAAGGGAUGCAGGCGCCGACAGGGCCGUUCUAAAAGUUUGGUGCAUGAUCUUUUAAGUCUGUAUAAAAAUAUUAAUACGCAUUUACACCUCUGAUCUCGUGACUAAAAAUAAUAAUACUCAUCGAUGGUGGUUCACCGUUAGUUUUCAGUAUUAGUACAUGUAUCAUUCGGAAUAGACUUUUCUUGUCAAACAAUGCUAAAUUUCUACAAAUCUUGUUUCACGUAGAAAACAAGAGCAGAGAUGUUUUACAAUUAACCGUUAGGUAUUCUCUCCAGACACCAGGAAACGAAGUCAGAAUUUUAGUCAAUUAAUCUUGUUCCUUUUUGAUUUCACGGAUUCGGACUGAAUUUCUAAUUCAUACCUGUACAAGAGAAACCAAAGAGGAUAUUUUAAUAAUAUAACUAGGGACAACGUUUUUUAAUACGAUCGUUUUUUCGAAAGGUUAUCAUAUUACCUGUGGUUUUACGUUGUCCAGCAAUCGUUAGAGUUUUAAGUCUUCGCGUGAUGAUGUUCUUUACAAACUUACAUCCACCUGAGUACUUAAGCAAUAAGGAGGCAAUGAUGAUUAACCGGGUGUCAUUAACUGUGUUGAUUGCAGCUUUUUCAGAUCUCACAUUAGUAUUAUUAUUAUAUUCGAUAGCUAUUAUUUAUUUACUCAUUUAAGACUACUCUAGUAGUUCCAUGUGCGCGUGAUUAUUUGAUCAUGUAAUUGUUUGUUAUACAAACACCAGCUAGUCAAAUUUUUAGACAUUCCAUUAAUGGUGAGACAAAAGAACCACUAGCAUCCUUUGAUCAAUUUCUUGCGGAUUAGCAACGGAAGUUUUAGUGCAAUGUUCUACAACCUGUUCCUUUUGUAUAUAGACAUUUUUAAUGUGCAUAACUAUGCUAGUACUUUGCUCAUAUUUACUUUUCAUUCUUUAUAUCGCGACGUCCAAGAAAUUGUAUAUUUAUUUAUACACUUAUUUAUUUUUUAACUUAUUUAUUUAUUUAAUGAUAUUAUCAUUUGCUAGUCAUUCGUCGACUUUAACGACAAGAAAAAAAAGUGUAAAAGUGAAGUUAAAACUUUUAAACUUUCCUUUACUUGCAAUACUCAAUUUACCUAAAUACUAGUCAGAACGUUUUUUUCUUGGCUAUAAGGCCAGGCAGCAUACAAAAAGACAUAAUUAGACAUAAUUAGUCUUGAUUAUUCAAAGUUAAGUCUUGAGGAUGUAUGUAUAGGGUUAAACGUCAUAUUUGGAAAGUCUACGUUGUUUAUAAUUAGAAAGGGAAAACUACAUAGAACCUAGCUCUCGCAUAAUGACUGAGUCAGUUUUAUUAAAAAAAAAAAGUCGUCAAUCGCUAUGGUGUCGCAAUGUUGACCUUGCAUCGAUGCAUAUCUAAUGAAGGGAAUAUUGAAAAAUGAAUGUACAUUUAUCACGAAAUAUUUGUUUCAUAGAAUUAGGACUAUCGAGGAAAAUUUUUCGAGUAUUGAUUUCACUGCAUGAACAAAAGAAUUUGUUAGAAUUUGCCCACCAUGGCUCUUGACUGAUUUAUUAUUCAUAAUUUACAGUCAUCGAAUGUUACCAUCGUUGAAAUGGAAAAAAUUCUGAUUAUAUCUGUAAUAUACUCUGUAUUGUUGUUGUGUGAUUAAAUCAAAAAGCUUGAAACAAUGGAAUCAUUUCCCCUAAAA